Penicillium salamii is the source of this 2055-nucleotide messenger RNA. NCBI's taxonomy places the organism in Eukaryota, Fungi, Ascomycota, Eurotiomycetes, Eurotiales, Aspergillaceae. The record is from the annotation of a GenBank genome assembly.
AUGUCAAUGUCUGAAGCGUCAGAGCCUCAAGCGGGUUGGCGAAUUCCUCGCGCAUGUCAAGAGUGUCGCAAACGUAAGAUCAAAUGCAGUGGUCUGAACCCAUGCACAACCUGCCAACUGCGCAACACCCCUUGUAUAUACCGCGAUUAUAUUCGCCAUCGGCGAAAGAAGACGGAGUAUGAAAAAAGCCGCUCGCGAAGUCCCGUUCGUCGGGCUUCCCCCAGUGGUUUACCACCAGGGCCCCGUGCUUCAGCAAUGAAUGACUUCCCUAAAAGCGUGUCUGCUACACAUAUGGCGUCGCCAUCAUGCCAAAUGCAGCUUUACUAUGGCCCAUCGUCGCAUUUCUCAUUGAUGCAGCACAUUUAUCGUGAUCUUAUCUCGAACCCAACUGCGCCGCCAGAACCCUCUGGCGGCGUCGAGGAAGCUGGAGCUGGGUUGGACCUAUUCAGCUUCCGGCGUAUCUUCUUUGGUACCCCGGACCCACUUGAUGGUAACAGACCCCCAGGGAUGGGGGAUAUCUCUAUGAUGUUCCUUCCGUAUGAUUUGGCAAAGCUAUUCAUGUCACGAUAUCUCUCGGGCCUUUACCACAUGUUGCCACAUCGCCCUAAAGCAUACUAUGAACAAUGCUUAGAGCGGAUGUACAAUCCAUGUGCCACGGAAAGUCUGGACCCCUUUUCUCAGGCUAUCAUCCUUAUCGCCAUGGCGUGUGCCGCAAUUGGCACUGAUCACUUUGCCUGGGGUGAUGUGCUUUUUGAACGCGUCAAGGCUUCUAUGGUCAUUUUUGACGAUGUGGUAAAUCUUCAGCUUAUUCAGAUCUCCCUACUCAUGAUAAGUCGCCCCAACUCUGCGUUCUUACAUUUAGGCUCUGCGUCUCGGAAGGCACUAUCAGCGGGAUUACACAAGGAUGUUCCUCAUGGCGCUGAGAAAACUCCAGAGAGUAUUGAGGAGCGACGAGUGACAUUUUGGUCUCUUUACAUCUAUGAGACCUGGUUCUGUUUCCAUACAGGUCGCCCAAGCUCACUGUCGCUAAAGGACGUUGCAAUUGAGCAUGCACAAGAUCCUUUCCUUCGAUUGCUGGUCGAACUCUGCAAAACUAUUACCCGCUCAACCGAAGAAAUUUACGGUCAACGACAUGAGUCCUUGCUGCACAUGUGGAGGGUGGCCAGGUCGAUUGCUCAUGAUCUACGGGGCCAUGAAUCUCUACUAAAACAAUCCCUCGGCUUUGGACUGGAUGCUGGAAUCCAGGAAGGAUCCCUCGGUGUUCAACAAACAAUUUUUACGACAUUAUUUAACCAUACCUUUCUACUCACUUUCCGCCCGUUCCUCAUAUUCCGUGGUCACUGGCGACGGAAUAAAAAGGCCGCACCCAACAACAAUAGUACUGAAAGCAAAGACCAGCAAGCGGAGACUCCAUCAUGGCUAAACGAGGCUUGUAGCUAUGCCAUAACGGCUGCUCAAAAAACAUUGCAGCAUCUUUGUGAAGCAUCGAGAGAGAACGACCUGGUCCGGCAAUUGCGGUAUCAUGGGUACUUUCUAGGAAGUUCCUCAUUCACGCUCAUCUAUGAAUUUCUUCAUGAUGCGAGCCUCGCUCCUGUAUAUCUGCCAUGGGUUUAUGCCUCUUUACAAACCUUGUCUAUCAUGCGAGCUGGUGACCCGAUUGCAAGCUCGAUUUCGGCUAUCCAGACCGUUUUACGCAGAAUGAACCCAUCAUAUGAAUGGCCACCGUAUACAUCCUCUAGCGGAAGGCAGCCACGGCCCUCAGAACCCGCAGCUAUGGGACAGCCCGCGGUUCCUAAUACAGCGCAAAGACCACUUCCCAACGACCUCACGAUUCCUCAUGACCCUUCCAUGAUAAUACGACCUGGUGCGUCAGCCUCUCCUUGGAAUCUGCCGCAAUUCGAAACCAUGGGUAUGCCAGAUACUGGGGGCUCGGUUGGCUCUAGCGAAGACUUGCUUGAUUUCACGCAAUCCGACAUGGGCUGGGACUUCGACUUCUCCACAAUGGAUCUCGAGGCAUUUUUGUCGGUUUACCCAUCCGAAGACGCUUUAUUCUAA